GCCCUGCGGUGCUGCAGCUGCGGGCGGCUCCAGCUGCCCCCAGAUGUGGGCUGGGCGGCGCGCGGGGAACUUUCGCGCCGGCUGCGAGUGCGGGGCCCCGGCUGCGGUCCGGCUGCCAUGGAUCCGCCGGCGGGAGCCGCUCGCCGCCUGCUCUGCCCCGCGCUGCUGCUGCUGCUACUGCUGCCGCUCCUGCUACCGCCGCUGCCCGCGGACGCCCGGCUCGCCGCCGCCGCCGACCCCCCAGGCUGGCCCCAGGGGCACGGAGCGGAGCGCAUCCUGGCGGUGCCGGUGCGCACUGACGCUCAGGGCCUCUUGGUGUCCCACGUGGUGUCGGCGGCGACGGCGCAGGCUGGGGUACGGGCCCGCAGGGCUGCCCCUGUCCAGAUCCCGGGUUUCUCUGGAGGCAGCGAGGAGGACCCUGGCGGCCGCCUCUUCUACAAUGUCACGGUCUUCGGCCGAGACUUGCACCUGCGGCUGCGGCCCAAUGCCCGCCUCGUGGCGCCCGGGGCCACGGUGGAGUGGCAGGGCGAGUCGGGCGCCACCCGCGUGGAGCCCCUGCUUGGGACCUGCCUCUACGUCGGAGACGUGGCCGGCCUGGCUGAAGCCUCCUCUGUGGCGCUCAGCAACUGCGAUGGGCUGGCUGGCCUGAUCCGUAUGGAGGAGGAGGAGUUCUUUAUCGAGCCCCUGGAGAAGGGUCUGGCGGCAAACGAGGCUGAGCAGGGCCGUGUGCAUGUGGUGUAUCGCCGGCCACCCACCUCCAGACCCCCUCCUCUGGGGGGGCCACAGGCCCUGGACACAGGGACCUCCCCGAGCGGCCUGGACAGCCUCAGCCGUGCCCUGGGCAUCCUGGAGGAGCGAGUCAACAGCUCCAGGCAGAGGGUGCGCAGGCAUGCUGCGGACGACGACUACAACAUCGAGGUCCUGCUGGGGGUGGACGACUCCGUGGUCCAGUUCCACGGGAAGGAGCAUGUGCAGAAGUACCUGCUCACCCUCAUGAACAUUGUCAAUGAAAUUUAUCACGAUGAGUCCUUGGGGGCCCACAUCAAUGUCGUCCUGGUGCGGAUAAUCCUGCUGAGCUACGGGAAGUCCCUGAGCCUCAUUGAGAUUGGGAACCCCUCUCAGAGUCUGGAGAACGUUUGCCGCUGGGCCUACCUCCAGCAGAAGCCAGACUCCGGCCACGAUGAGUACCACGAUCACGCCAUAUUCCUCACACGGCAGGACUUCGGGCCUUCAGGCAUGCAAGGCUAUGCUCCUGUCACUGGGAUGUGCCACCCUGUCCGCAGCUGCACCCUGAACCACGAGGACGGCUUCUCCUCAGCGUUCGUGGUGGCCCAUGAGACUGGCCACGUGCUGGGCAUGGAGCACGAUGGGCAGGGCAACCGCUGCGGUGACGAGGUGCAGUUGGGUAGCAUCAUGGCGCCCCUGGUGCAGGCAGCCUUCCACCGCUUCCACUGGUCCCGCUGCAGCCAGCAGGAGCUGAGCCGCUACCUGCACUCCUAUGACUGCCUGCGGGAUGACCCCUUCACCCACGACUGGCCAGCGCUGCCCCAGCUCCCGGGGCUGCACUACUCCAUGAACGAACAGUGCCGCUUUGACUUCGGCCUUGGCUACAUGAUGUGUACCGCGUUCCGGACCUUUGACCCUUGCAAGCAGCUGUGGUGCAGCCACCCUGACAACCCCUACUUUUGCAAGACGAAGAAGGGGCCUCCCCUGGAUGGGACCAUGUGUGCACCUGGCAAGCACUGCUUUAAAGGACACUGCAUCUGGCUGACACCUGACAUCCUCAAGCGAGAUGGCAACUGGGGUGCCUGGAGUCCCUUCGGCUCCUGCUCGCGUACCUGCGGCACAGGUGUGAAGUUCAGGACCCGUCAGUGCGACAACCCACACCCAGCCAAUGGGGGACGCACCUGCUCAGGCCUUGCCUACGAUUUCCAGCUCUGCAACUCCCAGGACUGCCCUGACGCCCUGGCUGACUUCCGUGAGGAGCAGUGCCGGCAGUGGGACCUAUACUUCGAGCAUGGUGACGCCCAGCACCACUGGCUGCCCCACGAGCACCGGGAUGCCAAAGAGAGGUGCCACCUCUACUGCGAGUCCAAGGAGACUGGGGAGGUGGUGUCCAUGAAGCGCAUGGUGCACGAUGGGACGCGCUGUUCUUACAAGGACGCCUUCAGCCUCUGCGUGCGUGGGGACUGCAGGAAGGUGGGCUGUGACGGGGUGAUCGGCUCCAGCAAGCAGGAGGACAAGUGUGGUGUGUGUGGAGGGGACAACUCCCACUGCAAGGUGGUCAAGGGCACAUUCACACGCUCGCCCAAGAAGCUCGGUUACAUCAAGAUGUUUGAGAUCCCGGCAGGAGCCAGACACCUGCUUAUCCAGGAGGCAGACACCACCAGCCACCACCUGGCCAUCAAGAACCUGGAGACAGGCAAGUUCAUUUUAAAUGAAGAGAAUGACGUGGAUCCCAACUCCAAAUCCUUCAUUGCCAUGGGUGUGGAGUGGGAGUACCGGGAUGAGGAUGGCCGGGAGACGCUGCAGACCAUGGGCCCCCUCCACGGGACCAUCACUGUCCUGGUCAUCCCGCAGGGGGACGCCCGCAUCUCGCUGACCUACAAAUACAUGAUCCAUGAGGACUCGCUCAAUGUGGAUGACAAAGUCCUGGAGGACAAUUCCGUGGGCUACGAGUGGCCUGAAGAGUGGUCUCCCUGCUCCAAGCCCUGCGGUGGAGGGUCCCAGUUCACCAAGUAUGGCUGCCGCCGGAGGCUGGACCACAAGAUGGUGCACCGAGGCUUCUGCGACUCCCUCUCAAAGCCCAAAGCCAUCCGCCGGGCUUGCAACGCGCAGGAGUGCUCCCAGCCCGUGUGGGUCACGGGCGAGUGGGAGGCAUGCAGUCAGAGCUGUGGGCGGACGGGCAUGCAGGUUCGCUCCGUGCGCUGCGUUCAGCCGCUGCACAACAACACCACCCGCUCCGUGCACACCAAGCACUGCAAUGACGCCCGACCCGAGGGCCGCCGGGCCUGCAACCGUGAGCUCUGCCCCGGUCGGUGGCGGGCCGGACCCUGGUCCCAGUGUUCGGUAACCUGUGGCAACGGCACCCAGGAACGGCCGGUGCUCUGCAGAACCACGGACGACAGCUUCGGGGUCUGCCGGGGAGGAGCGGCCCGAGACGGCCAGAUCUGCAGGCUUGGCCCCUGUCCCCGAAACAUCUCAGAUCCUUCCAAGAGAGCUAUGUAGUUCAAUGGCUGUCCCGACCGGACCCCAACUCACCAGUCCAGAAGACCUCGUCAAGUAACCGGCUCGUUUAUAACUCUGUCUCUGCCCUCCAGUGCAUGCCCUGCGCCUUGUGGA
Messenger RNA from Balaenoptera musculus (blue whale), 3342 nucleotides. RefSeq names its product ADAM metallopeptidase with thrombospondin type 1 motif 2 (gene ADAMTS2). Gene Ontology annotation, biological process: extracellular matrix organization; proteolysis. The record is from RefSeq and is a predicted model, not a curated record. Gene Ontology annotation, molecular function: zinc ion binding; metalloendopeptidase activity. Lineage: Eukaryota; Metazoa; Chordata; Mammalia; Artiodactyla; Balaenopteridae.